Molecule: messenger RNA, 837 nt
Organism: Cicer arietinum (chickpea)
Lineage: Eukaryota; Viridiplantae; Streptophyta; Magnoliopsida; Fabales; Fabaceae
Source: RefSeq, a predicted model, not a curated record
GAAUCCUGCCACUAUAAAUACCGUAACCUUUCACAUUCUCUUACUCCAUGAAAACCUCAGUGUUUCAAAAAAGCAUGGCCGACCUAACAACACGAGAAGCGUCUAAGAAAAAAGUUAACGGUUUCUUCAUCACGGUAACGGCGCUGAUGACAGUGAUCGCAAAGCGAGCGAGUCGGUUGCCGUUGAAGCUGAAGGCGGCUCCAACGAGGGAGGACCGGAAAACUGAAAUAAAGUCGCCGAAGAAGCUGCUUAAAAAUAUUAGCUUCAAAACGCUGCCGUUUAUUGCGAAUAUGAGGAAUAAGAGCAAGAAGAAACGGCAUGGGAAGGAGGAAUGGGGAGAUGGUGGGUUGUGGCAGAAGACAAUCUUGAUGGGGGACAAGUGUGAGCCGUUGGAUUUCUCGGGCGUAAUUUACUACGAUAAUAACGGGAAACAGGUGAACGGGCUCCCUAUCAGGUCCCCACGUGCGAGUCCCGCGCCUGGGUUUUUCAUCCAACCCAAGCUGCCUUGAUUUUUGUCAAACGUGCUUUUUAUAUUUGUAUGUUUAUUUUUCUUUUCUUUUUAGUUUUUCCUUUUUGGAGACGGGUUGAAAAAUUGUAUAAAGUUGAAACCUCUUAAUAAUAAUGUUUUUAAAACCAAACUGAAAACUCUGAAUCACCGCUGUGUAUGAUUCGAUUAUUUAAUGGUUUAACUUUCCAUUCAAUUGGUUUAAAACGGUUGAAUCAUAACUUGAAGGUUGAUGUCGAUCUGUUCGGUUUUUUAAAUAUUGUUGUUUAGUAAAACAGUAAAAUAAUAUGUAGUUUGUGAUGAAAUAAAUUUAUAUUUCUGUUUGGGUUACA